This is a messenger RNA of Elaeis guineensis (African oil palm), 872 nucleotides long. Its product is annotated as calvin cycle protein CP12-3, chloroplastic. Gene Ontology annotation, biological process: negative regulation of reductive pentose-phosphate cycle. NCBI's taxonomy places the organism in Eukaryota, Viridiplantae, Streptophyta, Magnoliopsida, Arecales, Arecaceae. Gene Ontology annotation, cellular component: chloroplast. The record is from RefSeq and is a predicted model, not a curated record.
AGAGUCUCUCUUCCGCUCUCCGGAUAACUCAAGCCCACAAAAGAACGAGAAAAGGAAGACGGCAAAGCGAAAGCGAUAACGACACCCCUCAAGAAAAAUAAAGGCCUUCUGCCCUUCUUCUAAGGUUUGCUUUCCCCGAUCUCGAUCCAAUCGAUGGCGUCCUCGUCUUCUAUCUCGCUCUCUUCUCCUCACUUUCCUUCUUCAAGCGGCCUCCGAUCGCGAUCCCAACGAGAUCCAGCGGAGGCGGUCGUUUCGAUUCAGGCGAGGAAGUGGUGGCCGGGGAGGAGCGGAUCGGCGGCGGUGGUGGCGGCGGCGGUGAGGAAGAGAUACAAGGGGACGGCCAUGAGGGAGAAGCAGCUGGCGGAGAUGAUAGAGAAGAAGGUGGAGGAGGCGAAGGCGGCGUGCGAAGGGGAGGAGAGGAGGGGGUCGGACGGGUGCAAGGUGGCGUGGGACGAGGUGGAGGAGGUCAGUCAGGCCAUGGCCCGCCUCCGCCGCCGGCUGGCGGAGAGCGAUCGGGACCCCCUCGAUGCCUUCUGCCAGGAGAACCCGGAGACCGACGAGUGCCGCGUCUACGACGAGUGAUCAUGAUCAGAUCCGAUCUCUUCCAUCGAUCCCCUCCAUCCAUCCAUCCUCCGCCGUCCGUCUAUAAGAAUUUAUGGGAAAAUUAAUGAUCUCUGUUUUUUCCUAAUUUGAGUUAUUGGGUUAUGUAUGUUAAGAUGGAUGAUGCGGUUUUUUUUUUUUUGGGGAUAAGAAGCUAAUAUAUAAAUAUUUGUAGUUGGUUGGGUGGCUGUACCUAGUUUGCUGGUGUUUAUGGCUUGUUAACUCUCUUUAAUUGAUUAAUAUCAACAAUCUGGUUCAUGUUUAAGCUACAA